AUGGAAGACGACGAUAUGGAUGCGUCGCUUGAUGGACCCAUGUCCAAGCGUGCGGUAAGUCGCAUGAGCCAGCCACCCAGAGCAGCGCCCAGCGAGAAGAAGAUUGAUAGAAUUGAAGACCGCUUAGCUGGUAUUGAGAAUGUUCUUGCAAGUCUCGCAACAAAACUCAGCAGUCUGGACCUCCAGAAAGACUCGCACGAAUCCAGCAGCCAAUCGCGGUCGAGCCGAGUUGGCCCUUCAAGGAGUCCUGGAAGUGUCCUCGUCGAAGCCCCCACACCCGCGCCAUUCGAGGGCGAGAGUUCUAUCAAUAGCCAGUCAGACUAUGCUCGCGAGAUGCUGGCACGAGCGAUCGGGAGUACACCCUCUAUUGGACAGAAUGAAGAAGUCAAGUUGGCACUUACUGCUCUUUCGGAGAUGGUCUCUCAGCACGGCCAAAACCCCGCAACUUCCAACCCCUUGAUCAACCAGUCACUUGUCGAUAUUGACCCAUCGAAGCUGGAACGACCGCCUUGGGAACUUGCGUGCUAUGCUUUGGAGAAAGCUAGUGGUAUGUCUACAGACUUCGUACCCUUCAAGCCGAUCUGA
Molecule: messenger RNA, 585 nt
Organism: Alternaria conjuncta
Lineage: Eukaryota; Fungi; Ascomycota; Dothideomycetes; Pleosporales; Pleosporaceae
Exons: 2
Coding region: 1-585 (194 amino acids)
Source: RefSeq, a predicted model, not a curated record